AUGCCUUCUUCUUCAGACCCCCUCGCCGGCCUCAACGUCUCCAUCAGCCAGGGCAGCACCACGCCGCCCACCAUCGUCGCCACCGUCAAGAACAACAACCCGCACCUCGUCACCAUCGCCGCCUACCAGUCGCCCUUUGACGGCCUCAUCCUCGAGACGGGCAACCUGUCCAUCGUCCCCGGCGGCGCGGCCUCCGACGGCAACGACAGCGACAACAGCAGCAGCACUUCCGCCUCCAAGCCGCUCUCCUACCCGACCAUCGCCCUCAAGCGCGCCUGGCCGCCCCCCAGCGACAGCCUCGUGACGCUCGGCCCGGGCGAGAGCCGCACCGCCGAGAUUGUCAUCCGCCACCCGGUGCCGGUGCGUCAGCUGGGCAGCUCGGCGACGGUCAAGCUGAGCGGCCACUGGAUGUCCGUGUGGAAGAGGGCCAAGGAGGAGAUUGGCGAUGCCGACUGGGACGAUGUGUCUAACCCGGAUGAGUUUUCGGGCGUGUACGAGUCCAACAGCCUGGAGAUUCUGAUUGCGUGA
Molecule: messenger RNA, 528 nt
Organism: Trichoderma breve
Lineage: Eukaryota; Fungi; Ascomycota; Sordariomycetes; Hypocreales; Hypocreaceae
Exons: 1
Coding region: 1-528 (175 amino acids)
Source: RefSeq, a predicted model, not a curated record